This is a messenger RNA of Diceros bicornis minor, 780 nucleotides long. Its product is annotated as alpha-1-acid glycoprotein-like. The record is from RefSeq and is a predicted model, not a curated record. The coding region runs from base 63 to 689 and encodes 208 amino acids. Gene Ontology annotation, biological process: regulation of immune system process. The transcript is spliced from 6 exons. Lineage: Eukaryota; Metazoa; Chordata; Mammalia; Perissodactyla; Rhinocerotidae.
UAUAAAGGUCACUGCACCCUCCAGCCACCAGCUCUGUUUGGCUCCCGGUGACCCGUCUCGGCAUGGCGCUGCCCUGGGCCCUCGCCGUCUUGAGCCUCCUUCCUCUGCUGGACGCCCGGAGCCCAGUGUGUGCCAACUUCACAGUGGCGCCUCUCACCAAUUCCACCCUGGACCGGCUCUCUGGCAAGUGGUUCUAUAUCGCAGGAGCCUCCCGCAACCCUGAGUUCAAGGAGGCAGCUAAGACCUUCCAGGCGGCCUUCUUUUACUUUGCCCUCAACCACACGGAGGACACAAUAGAGCUCCGACAGUACUUGACCGUUGGGAACCACUGUGUCUAUGAAUCCAGCAUCUUGAACGUCCACCGGGAGAAUAAGACCAUAUCCAAACGUGAAAAGGACAAGGAACGUGUUGCCAGCAUGAUCUUGACCGCGGACCCCAAGAUCUACAUGCUGGCCCAAGACCUGGACGAUGAGCAGAAUGUGGCGCUGUCCCUCUAUGCUGACAAGCCGGAGGUGACCCAGGAGCAACUGAAGGUGUUGCAUGUAGCCAUUGAGUGCAAGGGCCUGGAUAAGUCGGAAAUCAUCUACGCUGAUGUGAAAAAGGAUCAGUGUGGGCCGCUGGAGAAGCAGCACGAGGAGGAAAGGAAGAAGACAAAUGAGGAGCCCCAGGAGGACGCGGAACAGGGUUAGGACCGUGGGGACGUUGGGGCACCCUCACCCUGCCCACCCUUGGUACCUCUGUUCUGUGCCUCAGGUGCACCAAUAAAGCUUCUGCAUUUGG